Molecule: messenger RNA, 2053 nt
Organism: Bicyclus anynana (squinting bush brown)
Lineage: Eukaryota; Metazoa; Arthropoda; Insecta; Lepidoptera; Nymphalidae
Gene: AP-2sigma
Product: AP-2 complex subunit sigma
Exons: 4
Coding region: 143-571 (142 amino acids)
Biological process (GO): clathrin-dependent endocytosis; intracellular protein transport
Cellular component (GO): intracellular membrane-bounded organelle; membrane coat; AP-2 adaptor complex
Molecular function (GO): clathrin-cargo adaptor activity
Source: RefSeq, a predicted model, not a curated record
UUGUUUUGACAAUUGACAUUGACUUUGACAUUUGACAAUCAAUCCAAAAAAAGAGAGGCGUUUUUUCUCAAAUUUCUGAUCGAAAUCCACUAAAAUACAGUUUUCUAUGUUAAAACUGUAACUUUAUAAUUGAAAAAUAGAAAUGAUUCGCUUCAUCCUAAUACAAAAUCGAGCGGGGAAGACACGGUUGGCAAAAUGGUACAUGAACUUUGAUGAUGAUGAGAAACAGAAGCUGAUUGAGGAGGUCCACGCCGUGGUGACCGUUCGCGACGCCAAGCACACAAACUUUGUUGAGUUUCGAAACUUCAAGAUAGUGUACAGGAGAUAUGCCGGCCUGUACUUCUGCAUAUGUGUGGACGUGAACGACAACAACCUGUGCUACCUGGAGGCCAUACACAACUUUGUGGAGGUCCUCAAUGAGUACUUCCACAAUGUGUGUGAGCUGGAUCUUGUGUUUAACUUCUAUAAGGUGUACACAGUAGUGGAUGAGAUGUUCUUGGCCGGAGAGAUUCGAGAAACCUCCCAAACGAAAGUCCUGAAGCAACUGCUGAUGCUCAACUCCUUAGAGUAACAAGUUCAAUGAGUCUCAUACUUGGUUCUAGCCUGAAGAAUGUAUAAUUUAUCUUUAUAAAGUAAUGUAAUAUUAUUAUAUAAAAAUCCAGUUAUCCAAUAAUUUGAUUGUAUACCAAUCCUAAAUUAUAACCAGUACAAAUAUUGUACUUUAGUCUUUAGUAUAUUUAUGACAUUACAUAGAUAACAAUAUGAAAGAAGGAAUAUAAGCAGUAUGGGCAUGUAAUUUAAAGUAUACUCAGAGGCACAAUUAUCCGCCCACUUUUAUAUACUCGCGUCAUAUUAAAGAGGGCGGAUAAUUGUGCCUCUGAGUAUAUUAAUUUUUAUUAUUUGUUUGUUUGUCGAGAAUAGACCCGGAAACUACCUACCCGGAAAUGGAAGCCUCUGAGUAUAUUAUGAAGGAACUAUGAAGAUUGAUAUAUAUUGCAGAUCCCACAUAAGUGGGAUAAUUGAACUAUGAAAUAAUGGUCUUUGGACCCAGGAACAAAAUAUUUAUCAAUAACCAUAUUCCUCAUACUUUAUGUUUGUGACUAUUUGCUAAAGUAUUAUAUUUAUGUACAUUGUAAAGAAUAAUGAUUUUAAUACAGGAAAUAUUUAUUUUAUUGCCACCUCUACUCGGCAGAAACCUGCAUUAAACAAGUGGUAAGGUCUUUGCGAAUAGUCAAACUUGAUGAUUCAAAAGUGCUUGUAGACCAAGCAUACAUGAAAUAAAUGAAGUCUGAUUUUGAUUGACUAAAAAGCAAUGAUGUUAAAUACUGUUAGAUGUGUUACUAGGUCAUGAAAAAUGAGGCGCCGAGAAGAGGAAAUUUCCACAUCUCAAUGUUAGUUGUGGUCAACAACGAACGUUAUUUAAACAAAUAAUAACUAAAUAUCGUCUACAAUGCCGAGUUGUGUGUUCAGGAAGUGUAAAAACUAUAUAUACAUAAAUAUAUAAUUGAAUUAAAGACAAUUGUGCAUGUGUGCGCUCAGUUUUGUAGUACAAAAUCACUUUUUGCAGUGCUUUUGUAGGGACAUAAGCAAUCUAUAGUAUAAAAUUAUCAUUGCUAAAAAGGAUAUUGGGGAUAUUUGGUUUAUUUCUGUGUUUUAUAAAUCUGUUUAAUUAUGAUUGGUGUAUAACUGAAUUAUUUUAGUGAAGAUGAGUUUGAUAUGUAAAUGGCAGUUGUUAGUAAAUAAUAAUAAAUAUUAUUGAAUGUUUAUGUAGAUUUAAUAGUGUAUUAUGUAUACCUAUCAUAAAUGUUUCAAGGAAAAAUAAAAAAUUGGUUCAUUGAUUUUAUUUAAAUGAUACCUAUUUAUUGUCAACUGUAAAAAGUAGUAAAAGAAAACAAAUGAGCUGUUAAAACAAAAUAAUUUGUUUAAUUGUAAAGAAAGUGUAAAAUGUUAGUGUAAUGUAAUAAUCUAUUUAAGUGAUCACUUUUAUUUUAUGUUAUAAAUAUUUUUUAGUCAAUACUCAUUCCAUUGUAUAAUAAAAGUGUUAUCACAUUUA